This is a messenger RNA of Tyto alba (common barn owl), 3040 nucleotides long. It is a transcript of the gene DNAJC15, whose product is annotated as DnaJ heat shock protein family (Hsp40) member C15. Gene Ontology annotation, molecular function: ATPase activator activity. Gene Ontology annotation, cellular component: PAM complex, Tim23 associated import motor. The record is from RefSeq and is a predicted model, not a curated record. NCBI's taxonomy places the organism in Eukaryota, Metazoa, Chordata, Aves, Strigiformes, Tytonidae. Gene Ontology annotation, biological process: protein import into mitochondrial matrix. The transcript is spliced from 6 exons. The coding region runs from base 77 to 523 and encodes 148 amino acids.
UCGAAGCCCGUCCUCCCUAGCGGUUUGUCCCUCCGGCCGAGCCGUAGCGCCUCUCCCCCCUUCCCCUCCCUCCGUCAUGGAAGGAGCCGCGGCCUCCUCCGAGGGCCUGCGCCACGCCGAGUACAUUCGGGUCCCUACGGGCGCCGGCGGGGGCCGAGCCGAGCGGGACCGGGGGCUGGCCAGAACUAUGAUAGCAGUUGGACUUGGUGUUGCAACUGUUGCAUUUGCGGGUCGCUAUGCUUUCCACCUUUGGAAACCAUUGGAGCAGGCAAUUACAGAGACAGCAAAAAGGAUUUCAGCUUCUAGUCUUUCAUUGUACUAUAAAGGAGGGUUUGAACAGAAAAUGAGUAGGCGAGAAGCUAGUCUUAUUUUAGGUGUAAGUCCAUCUGCUGACAAGGCCAAAAUCAGAACAGCCCACAGAAGAAUCAUGAUUUUGAAUCAUCCUGAUAAAGGUGGAUCACCUUACUUAGCAACAAAAAUAAAUGAAGCAAAAGACUUGUUGGAAUCCACUGCCAGAAACUGAAAUCCAGAUCCAUGGAUCAUGAGAGAUUCAUCAGAUACUUUGUGCCACAGUUUUCAUAUCUACUUGCUCUGGACAGUUCCUUUAACACUGUACUGAAUGCUCCUAUUUAUUGUCAUAAUUGAAAGUUUAAAAUUAUUUAAAAGCAAACUGAGAUCUUUUACAGUUAUGUAGAAUUAUGUACAGUUAUGCUUCUGUAAGGAGCCAGGGAGUUGGACUCAAUGAUCCUUACGGGUCCCUUCUAACUUGAGAUAUUCUAUGAUUCUAUGUAUCAAUUGUUUAUUUUUACUGAAUUAUGAUGCAUUACAAGCUUUGAAAAUGUUCUCCUACUGUUUGUGUUUCACUUCAGAAUUAGUUGCUUCUUUCAUUAAACUUUUGGAGCUUUUUAAAAUUUAAAAAAUAGUUUUAAAUACAGUGGGUUUUCUUCAUUGAAGACUUGACCGUUGGCAGAAAAUCUGUGACAGUCUGUUGAGUCACAGGGAGUAUGGCAGACCCUGCAUGGCAAGUUUUCAGCAUUGUCUUAUACUUGAAUCUGUUCAUUUGUGAAGUAGAAGGGUUUAUUUGUGAGUGCAGUUCGAGAGCUUCAACUCAGAACAGAAUGACUAAUGGGAUUACAGACUCCAGUUUUCAUUAAGUGUACCUAUGGGGCUUGGAGAAAUGAAGGAAUAGUCUUAGGGUUUUUUUUGCAUAUUCAAAAAAAAAAAUCUCUUAAAUUGUCAAAUAAUUAUUUGGGCACAGUUUGACUUCAAGUCAGAGUGCGUUUACUCUGUAGCAGCUGGGAUGACACAGAGGUUUCCGUGGCAGUGGAACUGAAGAAGGCAGGUCCAUGUGGCAUGGAGUUCAGGUGGAUUUUAUAGCCUGCGGUUGUCUAGAAGAGUCCAGUCAUGUCAGGCUGGCGCAGGACUGAUAUAGCAGGGAACAAACAGGACUGCACCCGAUAGUACUUUGCUUAUGGCUCUGAGUGGACUUAAUGGGUUAGUUCUCCAGUAAUUCUCACACCUCUGCAUUGUGUUCCCUUUCCUGAGGUAUCAUACACACCUCCUCACAUAGCACCCUAGCAGCCUAGUGCUGGCUUUGGGGAAUAUUGAAGGCAUGGAUCUCUGAGUUUAAAGAGAACACAUUUUAAUUGACAGCUGAGGGUAGAUGUUAUUUGGGGCACUUGGCUGCUACAGAUUCCUACCAGUAAUUUGGCUGCAGAGAGGAUGAUGAUGAGAUGAGACAGUCUAGUGGAUUCAUUGCAAGACUGAAAAACUUUCUUAUAUCUAAACUCGUAUCAUUUGAGGUACAACAAACGACUCGCUGAAGCGCUACAAAUAUAAAAUUUAGAUAUCCCGUUUCCUAGGUUAUUUAGCUAGAGGAAAGUGGCUAAGAGCAGUUAAAUAAGUAAAGCAUCCAACCUCAUAUUAUCUACCAGAAUGUACAUGUCUGUUCAUCCAGUGGUGGACGUCCAAAUUACAUGGAUUUUUCCUUGAAAGGAAGAAAGAAUAUUUUUUUACUGUUUUUUUAUCAGGUUCUUCCUACUUUGUUACAAUUCCCUUACUUUCAUUAAAGAUAGAUGAAAACAUUUAAGUUGAUCCUGACCCUGAAAGAAAAUACUAAAUUUAGGUAAUUUAGAGUCUUCUUGACAAUUAGAGUGGCAGGACAUAUGACACAACUGGACUGGAUAAAGCAAAAAAAGGCUACGGGGAAAAACCUGCCUGGGAGCAGGCAUACUCUGUACAAGUACUACACUUCUGACGUUUAAUGAAUGCUCUAAUACAAGAAACAUUUAAUUAAAAAUAAUGCACUUUAUUCCUAUGCAGUAGCCUUAACUUUUUUGUUAAAGGAGUAGCCACCAGUUAAUGUACAUUUAAAGUUAGUUAUUUCUUUCACUGGUAUAUCACUAUGUAUUAGCAAAAACAAUAAAAAAUAAAAAAUCAUGAAGAUUUUCGUUUAGGGAGGAAAGAAGUGAGAUGAUGGGGUUGUUCCUAAUUUUCUGAAGUGGAAUCUGUUAGUGAUCUGAGUCAUUGUUCAAAAGCAAAGUUGAUGUGUAUGGUAGAUAGCAAAAACAUUCUCGCUAAUGAUUUUGAACUGACUAGCUGUUGUUUUGAUAUGAUUGAUUUUUUUUCUCUGAGUAAAAUGAGGUGUAAAGAGCUAAAGUAUCUGUUGGAAGAAGUGCAUUAAAGAUGGCUACUUCCUCUGUUCUUAAAGAUUAACUCCCCAUGUCUUUAUAGGAAGUACAGGUUUUAUUUUUGUGAGAGAUUUUUGUUGAUAAUUUUCUUCCUGAUCUAAUUAUUUAUAUCCAGUUAUUUUGGAUGAAACACUUUUUUUUCGACUUUCACUUAUGAGAGAGGUUGUCCUUGAUAAAAAGAAAUAAAACCAAGUUCUAGUUCUUUUUUCUCCCUCUUUUCAGAGCAGACUACUGACCAAUUAACAAAUCUGACAAAUUAACAAAUUAAAAAAUUCAACUUUGGCUAGUUUUAUCUCUGGAAAAUGCUGUAAAAUGAGUGAAACUAAUAAAUAGUGGUUGUGGAAGCAUCA